AUGGCUCCUCCUCCUCCAAUCAUCAUCGACGCAGACGUCGUGUCCGGCAUCACGGGCUCCAUUUCUUUGGCCUGUUGGAUCAUCGUUUUCGCCCCACAGAUCCAUGAAAACUUCAGACGCAAAUCGUCCGAUGGCCUCUCGUUAGCAUUUGUCAUUUUAUGGUUGGCCGGUGAUGUGUUCAACGUGUUGGGUGCUGUAAUGCAAGGCGUUUUGCCCACCAUGAUCAUUCUUGCCGUCUACUAUACCUUGGCAGAUAUUGUUCUUUUGUACCAAUGUCUAUUAUACGGAAACGGGCUGCAACCAGACUAUGUGCACUUGUCACCUGCCAAUCCAAUUGGUGAGGAUGUCCUCGAGACAGUUUUGUCUGGAGACUAUAAUCAUGUUGAGGAGGAAACUUCCGAGAACCGCAAGAACAGCCCUCUCGUCAACUUCUUCUACAAGCUGCUCAUGGUCCUCCUUGUGAUCUCUGCUGGUUUGAUCAGUUGGUACAUUUCAUACUUGAGAAGCGACGGCAAGAAAAAGGCCCCCACGGAUCUUGAAUUCGAUCUUUUGGGACAGAUCUUUGGCUGGUUGUGCGCUGCGUUGUACUUGGGGUCGCGUAUUCCUCAGAUGCUUCUCAACUAUCAGAGAAAGUCGUGCGAGGGUGUUUCAUUUAUGUUUUUCUUGUUUGCAUGCAUCGGUAACUUGACAUAUGUCAUCUCUAUCUUGGCAAUUGAUAUGAGUUGGCACUACAUCUGGAUCAACUCCUCAUGGUUGGCUGGCUCCUUGGGUACUUUGGCCUUGGACUUGGCUAUUUUUGUGCAGUUUUUCCUCUACAACGAGAACAGUGACGACUCUCUGUCCUCCACCAAAACGAGAGAUACAGAGGCUUUGUUCGUUGAACAAAGCGAUACCUAUGCCUCCACCAACUAA
Messenger RNA from Australozyma saopauloensis, 912 nucleotides. Its product is annotated as cationic amino acid transporter. The coding region runs from base 1 to 912 and encodes 303 amino acids. The transcript has a single exon. Gene Ontology annotation, cellular component: membrane. Lineage: Eukaryota; Fungi; Ascomycota; Pichiomycetes; Serinales; Metschnikowiaceae. The record is from RefSeq and is a predicted model, not a curated record.